CAAAAAACGUUCAUAUAACAACAAUGGUUCUGUCUGUUUCUAUAACAUAACUUGUGAAACGGAUGAAUCAAAUCCACCUUGCACAAUUGAAUGGUCAAGAGACAAUGAUAGUUUAAGAUAUGAUUAUAGUAAAAAUUGGACUUAUGGUGAACAUGGAAGUUACCGUUCUGUUUCCAACGUCAUGUACAACGUGACUAAAGACAGGACUGUGGGUACCAUUACAUGCUCAACCAGAUGCGAUCAUUUCCCAUCUAGUUUAACUAGAAACUAUACUGUUUAUUUUUCAGGUGUAACGACUAUUCACUUGGACACGACAUCACCUGUUCAUUUAAGUCCGAAUAGUACAGUGGCCGUCAACUGUCUCGUGGAUGAUUGCAAUGCUUCAGAACAAUGGACGCUUUGGUGGGAAGAUGAAAAUAGCACUGUAUUACAGAAUUGUAGCAAAACAGAGGAAUGUCUGUUAACACUGGAGUAUGCGGGAGAUGGAAACAACACAUACAAUUGCAACGCUCAAAAACAAAAGGAGAUGUUGAAUGCAUCAUUAACAAUCUUAAGCUCAAUGACAAACGGUAAUCAAUCCCAUGAAAAGGACAUUCAGACAGUUUCCUCAACAUUCCGAUUUCCUUUCGUCGAUGUACUUAUUGGAACAGGCGUUUUUGGUGGACUCUGCCUCCUGUUUCUAGUUGGAAGAUGUAUAUUUCUAAAACGGAGAAAGGCCAACGUAAUCAGCGCAAUAGAAAUUGUUGAAAAUCCCAGUGACACUUCGUCGGACGAUGGUGUGCUACACAUAACAACGGGAGGAGUCCAGUACGCAGUCGUGCACAGGCAGGCGGACGCACAGAGGAUUGAAACGCAGCAGCCGCACGAUGAAGCCGGCUUAACGUACGCCGACUUGGACAUCAAGUUCCUACAGGAAGCUAACGCCAGAGUUCCGGUAAGGAGAAAGAAUAAACCGACGGAGUAUGCUGACGUUGACUUCUCCUCAACACAGGAAACUGCGGCAGAAGAUCCUGUGUACCACUUUGUAUUGGGGUAGUUCUAGUGCAAAGACCAAAUAAUCAAACGAUAGCGAAAAUUUAUAUAUGAUCAUGUUUAAUGUUUGUACGUCUUCAAUGGUACUGUGUACUGAAAUAAAUGUGGUUUAAACCAAAUAUUCAAGACCAAUAGAAGGGAUAUUAAAAUGUAUCAUUUCCUUUGGACGGUGAUUGUUGAUUAAGCAAUUGAUUUUGUCGACACUGAGAGUUGACGUGCAUCAUAUGUACGAUAUUUUUCUGAGUGUUUUCAGAGAUCCGUCAAAAGCUUUUACUCUUGUAUAUAGAUAUUGAAGUCUUUUUGGCAGUGUAUGACUUUUUUAUCUUUGUAAUCUCAACAAACGAUGCUUUCACUACCCUGUAUGCCACUAUAGAUGUAAGUUAUGUACGUGAAGUUCGCGGUCUAGUGGCGCGAAGGAAGCGGCGUGGCUGCCAUCGGUCUAAUUUAUUUUGAUAUACAUCAAGAAAGUAAGAUUUGGGAAUUGAUCUUCAAUUACAAUUUGUUGAUAUUUUGCUCGCAUCAAUUCUUCUGUAUGGAUACGAAGUUUGGUUUUGUUAUGGCAAUUGCUUCGAAUGCUUUAAACAUACCUUUAUAUUUUGACCUAUUGUAAAGGGUUGAGAAUUUGCAACUGAUCGAUGACAACGUGUAUAAUGUUCAUCAAAUUGGUAAUGAAUUUCAACACUUUCAUUUCCCUAUUUUGAAAUAGAUAGGUUUUAAUAAUUCCCUCCCUAUUUUUAUAGAAACCCUAAUGUGUAUCAUUUCAGGAUUUUUUUUCAACUUCAUAUAAAAAUGUUAUUACAAAAAAUGCUCUUUUUGUUAAAAAAGUUAUGCUAGAAUUUGUCUAGUUUUAUAAAACAGCUGACUAUAUGUGUCAUAGAGCUAACAUAAGUCUAUGUUUGUUUGUGAUGCUUUAUCGGUAAUGUCAUUAUCAUGGUAAACAUUUUUUCUUCAAUUUCAUUACAGUUGUGUUUCGGGCUACCUCUAUUGUUUUACUGUUUAAAGAGACUCACUCAUGUAAAAUGCACUUCUUUUUAUGACGAAAUAAAGUGUGGCAAAUCAUUAGCAGUGUUUUAUCUAAGAUACUGACGACUGGAACCCUUCAACAAACGUUGAUAUAUGAUUUAUUUAGUUAUAAUUUUAAAUGUUAAUUUUCUGUCUGACUUGUAAUGCAUGUAGUCAUGUUUGUUCAAAUGUACAGUAAGUUUUGAAAAGAGUAUAAUAAAACUUUGCUUUACUUUAGAUUAAAUAAUAUUAUAAGAAUGCAUCAUAAGAUACCGUAAGAAUUCUGCAUUCCAGUGUGUGGUUUCAUUUAUUAAAACUGUUUAUUUAUACCCCGCCAUUCUUUGUAUUGUUUUAU
Mya arenaria is the source of this 2389-nucleotide messenger RNA. RefSeq lists its product as uncharacterized. The record is from RefSeq and is a predicted model, not a curated record. The transcript is spliced from 7 exons. Lineage: Eukaryota; Metazoa; Mollusca; Bivalvia; Myida; Myidae. Bases 182 to 1036 code for a protein of 284 amino acids.